AUGGACAUUGGAAAAAGUCCAGGUGGUUUACCUGUUCUACCACCAGCUUCUACGAAAGCUAAACUUGUUGGGAUCUCAAUGGCACUUUUCGCAGCCUUCGGAGGUUAUCUCUACGGAUAUGAUACGGGUUAUAUCUCAGGCACCAAAGAAAUGCCAUACUGGCUUGAAACGUUCGGAGAAAAGAAUGCAAAAGGAGAAUAUAUACUUAGUACCGCGAACGAUUCCCUAGUCACCUCUAUCCUCUCGGCAGGUACUUUUGUGGGAGCAUUACUUGCCUAUCCCUUUGGUGAUAUACUUGGUAGACGUUGGGGCGUAAUCGCUUCAUGCGCUAUAUUCUGUAUAGGUGUUGCGCUCCAAACUGCUUCUACUACCAUUCCGAUUUUUGCGGUUGGUAGAGUUUUCGCUGGAUUGGGAGUUGGUUUAACUUCUUGCUUAGUGCCCAUGUAUCAAUCUGAAUGUGCCCCUAAAUGGAUUCGGGGGGCGGUGGUAGCUGCUUACCAAUGGGCCAUCACCAUAGGAUUAUUAAUCGCGGCUAUAGUGGUCAACGUAACUAAAGAUCGACCAAAUGCAAGCUGUUAUCAAAUUCCAAUUGCUCUUCAAUUCAUCUGGGCAUUUAUCCUUGCCCUUGGACUCUAUUGUCUACCAGAGUCUCCAAAGUUCUUGAUUCUGAAAGGCAGAGAAGUAGAAGCCAAGGCUUCCUUGAGUCGAUUACUCUCCUUACCAGCCGACUCUCAACAAGUUAUAAGAGAAUAUGACGAAGUAGUAGAUUCAUUAGAAAUCGAACGUACACGAGGAUCUGGCUCUUAUGCCGAUUGUUUCAGAUCUGGUAAGGGUAGAUAUCGUCUUAGAACGCUAUCUGGGAUGGCAGUUCAAGCUCUUCAACAGCUUACUGGUAUCAACUUCAUUAUUUAUUACGGAACCUCAUUCUUCAAGAACAGCAACAUCAAGAACCCGUUCACAAUUACGGUCAUUAUCAACGUCGUCAAUGUAGUUAUGACUGUUCCCGGGAUUUGGGCUGUUGAUAGGGUUGGCAGGAGGUCUUGCCUCUUAUUCGGAGCCGCUUUGAUGGCUAUUUGCCAGUUCAUUGUACCCAUCCUUGGGAUCACCUUACCUACAAGUAAUCUUGAUGCCCAACGUGCUUUGAUUGCUCUUGUGUGUAUAUAUAUCGGAGGCUUCGCAUCUACUUGGGGCCCAAUCGCAUGGGUUGUCACAUCUGAGAUCUAUCCUUUGGCUAUCAGGGCCAAAGCCAUGUCUCUCUCCACAGCGUCUAAUUGGGCAUUGAACUUUGCGAUUGGUUAUAUGACACCCUAUCUUGUAGACGUCGGACCCGGCAAGGCAGGACUAAAGUCAAAUGUCUUUUGGAUAUGGGGAGCUUUCUGUGGCAUCUGUUUUGUCUUCACCUUUUUCUUCAUUCCGGAAACGAAAGGAUUGUCACUUGAACAAGUUGAUGAUCUUUACCAAAACUCUUCGAUCCUCGGAUCCAAUCGCUACCGUCAACAACUCCUAUCGGGAGAAGGACAGAGAUCAGAAGGAACUGACGCCGAUGAAGUUAGGAAUGAUAAUUUCAAAGAUGUUGAUCCGGUCAAUCAAGUCAUAUGA
Molecule: messenger RNA, 1599 nt
Organism: Melampsora larici-populina 98AG31
Lineage: Eukaryota; Fungi; Basidiomycota; Pucciniomycetes; Pucciniales; Melampsoraceae
Exons: 17
Coding region: 1-1599 (532 amino acids)
Biological process (GO): carbohydrate transport; transmembrane transport
Cellular component (GO): membrane
Molecular function (GO): carbohydrate:proton symporter activity
Source: RefSeq, a predicted model, not a curated record